AUGUCUGGAGUUGAACUUGAUCUUGUAUGUCCGGAAAUUGAUGUUGAUGAUUUUUCAUCAGUAUCAAGUAUGUAUUUAUUGUUAAAACUUUUCGAAAAAUCCAAUAAUCCUGAAAAUACUUUCGUCGAGGAGGAUCAAACAUUAGAAGCAAAUGAUGAAAUAACGCCACUUCAACUAACAAAUGUCAAUAAUCUUGAAACCCAAAUAUCAAAUGAAAAUAUUAUUACAACAGCCGAUCAUUAUUCUAAUGAAGAAUCUAUUGAUUCACAAACGAGAAUAACACAAGAAAAUGAACCAUAUAAAUCACCAUUAAUGAAUACAAUACAAACUUCAAUUGAUGUACAACCAAUGUCAACAAAUAAUGAAAAAGAAAUUAGUGCUUUACAAAGCAUAUUUAAUGAUACUGUUUAUUUUUUAAUUAAAAGUGGAAAUGAAGAAAAUGUUUCAUUGGCUAAAGCUAAAGGUGUAUGGUCAACACCACCUGCGAAUGAAAAUAAACUUAAUCGAGCAUUUCGACAACAUCGAAAUGUUAUUUUAAUUUUUUCAGUUGCUGAAAGUAAAGCAUUUCAAGGUUUUGCACGUAUGUCAUGUGAAGCUCGUCAUGAUAGUCAACCAAUUAAUUGGGUAUUACCACCUGGAAUGAGUAAUCGAGCUUUUUCUGGCGUUAUUUAUAUCGAUUGGGUCUCUCGACGAAGUUUACCAUUUAAUCAAACUCUACAUUUAUUUAAUUCAUGGAAUGAAAAUAAACCUGUUAAAAUUGGACGUGAUGGACAGGAAAUAGAACCACGUUGUGCUGAAGCUUUAUGUCGUUUAUUUCCACCUGAUCCAACAAUGGAUGUUAUAUCAAUAUCAAGAAAAGCAGAAAAACAUAAAUCAUCUCGAUCACCAUUAUCAAUAAAUCCAUCAAAAGAUAUAAAUCAUCGUUCAUCCACAUCUAUUGAUCGUCAUAGACGUCAUCGAUCAAGAAGUCGCGAACGUAACAGUAAUGAAUCACAUCGUAAACGACGACAUCGAUCAACAUCAUCACAUUCUGAUCAUGGUAAUAAACGUAGUCCAACUCAAAAACAUUCGCAUCGUAGUAAUGGUGAUCCACCAUUACCUAAUAGCCUCGACAAAAGAAUGUCACAUAUAAUGGCUAAUGGAACAUAUGAAGAUUAUGUAAAAUAUAUGCUUGAAACUCAAACGCAAUAUACUGGAUAUGCGCCAACUAUGUUUCCAUCAACAACUUAUCCAAUGGUUUAUGAUCCAACCGGUCUUUAUACAAUGGGAUAUGAUUCUCAUAGUAUACAUAGUGGAGGUUAUAAUGAUCCAAUGAAUAUGUAUUUACCUCAACCAUCUUCAUCUAUGUCUCAAAAUACAACUGAAUACGAACAAGAAAUAAAUGCAUUUCUUCGUCAUACAACAUCAUCAUCACAUAAAGAAAAUGAUAAUGGAAAUCGAUCACAUCGAAAUCAUCAUUAUCAUCAUCAUCAUCGUAGAUCAUCAUCUCGGCAUCGUUCAAAAUCUCGUGAAUAUCGUCAUUAG
Molecule: messenger RNA, 1524 nt
Organism: Rotaria sp. Silwood2
Lineage: Eukaryota; Metazoa; Rotifera; Eurotatoria; Philodinida; Philodinidae
Source: the annotation of a GenBank genome assembly